Oncorhynchus keta (chum salmon) is the source of this 7795-nucleotide messenger RNA. Its product is annotated as regulator of nonsense transcripts 1-like. The transcript is spliced from 24 exons. The record is from RefSeq and is a predicted model, not a curated record. Gene Ontology annotation, biological process: nuclear-transcribed mRNA catabolic process, nonsense-mediated decay. Lineage: Eukaryota; Metazoa; Chordata; Actinopteri; Salmoniformes; Salmonidae. Gene Ontology annotation, molecular function: RNA helicase activity; DNA binding; ATP binding. The coding region runs from base 241 to 3564 and encodes 1107 amino acids. Gene Ontology annotation, cellular component: cytoplasm.
UCUGUUCUCUAUGCACGCUGUGUGGCUAGGAAGUUCGUCACUGUUUGGUGUUGAAGUUCAGGCGCCUCGAGUUGUUUUCGGUUUAAUUUCUGGUGCAGUUAGAAUUUUGUUUAGGUUCAAAUCAGACUCGAAGCAGAAACGGUGAUCACAGAUAUCAGCAUUGAUAAACAUAUCACUGAAGAUCUUGAUCAUAUUCAUCGCCGCAUCGGAGUCCGUUUAGGACGCGCAACUUGUGUCGAGAUGAGUGUGGAAGCGUACGGGCCGAGUUCUCAAACGCUCACCUUCCUGGACACUGAAGAAGCGGAGCUACUUGGAGCAGAUACCCAGGGCUCGGAGUACGAGUUUACCGAUUUUACCCUACCUAGCCAGACACAAACUCAAGGCCACACCCAGAGUCAGCUGGACAAUCAGGUGAAUGGUCCUAAUGAAGGGCUUCACAAUGGAGGGGUUGAUGAUGUUGCCAAGGCGAGCCAAAUUCUCUCUGAGUUGAACUUUGAGGAGGAUGAAGAGGACACCUAUUACACUAAAGACCUCCCACUGCAUGCCUGCAGUUACUGUGGCAUCCAUGAUCCUGCGUGUGUGGUGUACUGCAACACAAGCAAGAAGUGGUUCUGCAAUGGACGUGGCAAUACAUCUGGCAGCCACAUCGUAAACCACUUGGUGAGAGCCAAAUGCAAAGAGGUGACUCUGCACAAAGACGGGCCGUUGGGCGAGACGGUGCUGGAGUGCUACAACUGUGGCUGUCGCAACGUCUUCCUCCUGGGCUUCAUACCCGCCAAGGCCGACUCUGUGGUGGUGCUGCUGUGCAGGCAGCCAUGUGCCAGUCAGAGCAGCCUGAAAGACAUAAACUGGGACAGUUCCCAGUGGCAGCCGCUGAUCCAGGACCGCUGCUUCCUGUCCUGGCUGGUAAAGAUCCCCUCGGAGCAGGAGCAGCUCCGGGCCCGACAGAUUACCGCCCAACAGAUCAACAAGCUAGAGGAGCUCUGGAAGGACAAUCCAACAGCCACUCUGGAGGAUCUGGAGAAGCCCGGUGUAGACGAGGAGCCUCAACAUGUGCUGCUGCGCUACGAGGAUGCCUACCAGUACCAGAACAUCUUCGGCCCCCUUGUCAAACUGGAGGCCGACUACGACAAAAAGCUUAAAGAGUCCCAGACCCAAGAUAAUAUAACGGUCAGGUGGGACCUGGGGCUGAAUAAAAAGCGGAUUGCCUAUUUCUCCUUGCCCAAGACGGAUUCAGGUGACAUGCGGCUGAUGCAGGGAGAUGAGAUUUGUCUGCGCUACAAAGGAGACCUGGCUCCACUUUGGAAAGGCAUCGGCCAUGUCAUCAAAGUCCCAGACACACCCUUUGUGAAAGACUAUGGAGAUGAGAUUGCUAUAGAAUUGCGCAGCAGUGUCGGAGCACCUGUGGAAACAACCCACGACUACCAGGUGGAUUUCGUGUGGAAGUCCACUUCCUUUGACAGAAUGCAGAGUGCCCUGAAGACCUUUGCUGUGGACGAGACGUCCGUGUCAGGCUACAUCUACCACAAACUGCUGGGCCACGAGGUGGAGGAUGUCAUCAUCAAGUGUCAGCUGCCCAAACGCUUCACUGCCCAGGGCCUGCCCGAUCUCAACCACUCUCAGGUGUAUGCUGUGAAGACUGUGCUGCAAAGACCCCUCAGUCUUAUCCAAGGCCCCCCCGGCACUGGGAAAACUGUCACCUCUGCCACCAUAGUGUACCAGCUCGCCAGGCAGGGCAACGGACCCGUGCUGGUGUGUGCUCCCAGUAACAUCGCGGUGGACCAGCUGACUGAGAAGAUCCACAUGUCAGGUCUGAAGGUGGUCCGGCUGUGUGCUAAGAGCAGAGAGGCCAUCGACUCCCCCGUCUCAUUCCUGGCGCUGCACAACCAGAUCCGCAACAUGGACAGUAUGCCAGAGCUGCAGAAGCUGCAGCAGCUGAAGGAUGAGACCGGGGAGCUGUCGUCUGCUGACGAGAAGCGUUACCGGGCCCUGAAGCGCACCGCUGAGCGAGAGCUGCUCACGAAUGCGGAUGUGAUCUGCUGUACCUGUGUGGGGGCAGGAGAUCCACGCCUGGCCAAGAUGCAGUUCCGCUCCAUCUUGAUUGAUGAGAGCACCCAGGCCACCGAGCCAGAGUGCAUGGUGCCUGUGGUCCUGGGUGCCAAGCAGCUCAUUCUGGUGGGAGACCACUGCCAGCUGGGCCCAGUAGUGAUGUGUAAGAAGGCAGCCAAAGCAGGCCUGUCCCAGUCUCUGUUUGAGCGUCUGGUGGUGCUGGGCAUCAGGCCCAUUCGUCUGCAGGUGCAGUACCGUAUGCACCCGGCCCUCAGCUCUUUCCCCUCCAACAUCUUCUACGAGGGCUCCCUGCAGAACGGAGUCACCGCUGCUGACCGCAUCAAGAAAGGCUUUGACUUCCAGUGGCCGCAGCCAGACAAGCCCAUGUUCUUCUAUGUAACUCAAGGCCAGGAGGAAAUAGCCAGCUCUGGAACGUCUUACCUGAACAGAACUGAGGCGGCCAACGUGGAGAAGAUCACAACCAGGCUGCUGAAGGCUGGGGCCAAGCCUGACCAGAUAGGCAUCAUCACCCCCUACGAGGGCCAGAGGUCCUACCUGGUGCAGUACAUGCAGUUCAGUGGUUCCCUCCAUACAAAACUCUACCAGGAGGUUGAGAUCGCCAGCGUGGACGCGUUCCAGGGCAGGGAGAAGGACUUUAUCAUCCUGUCGUGCGUACGAGCCAACGAGCACCAGGGCAUCGGCUUCCUCAAUGACCCGCGCCGUCUCAACGUGGCCCUCACCAGAGCCAAGUAUGGGGUGAUCAUUGUGGGCAACCCAAAGGCCCUGUCCAAGCAGCCUCUGUGGAACCACCUUCUCAACUACUACAAGGAGCAGAAGGUUCUGGUGGAGGGACCCCUCAACAACCUGAGAGAGAGCCUGAUGCAGUUCAGCAGGCCCCGCAAGCUGGUCAAUGCCAUCAACCCUGGAGCCCGGUUCAUGAGCACUGCCAUGUAUGAUGCCCGUGAGGCCCUCAUCCCUGGGUCUGCCUACGAUCGCAGCAGCGCAGGGCGUCCAUCCAACAUGUAUUUCCAAACCCACGAUCAGAUCGGCAUGAUUGGGACUGGGCCAGCCCACAUGGCGGCCAUGAACAUGCCUAUUCCCUUCAACUUGGUGGUGCCCCCCAUGCCUCCGCCAGGCUACCUGGCCCAGGCCAACGGCCCUGCUGCAGGUCGUGGUGGGGUGCUGAAGGGCAAAGCGGGGCGUGGCGGGCGCCAGAGGACCCGCGGCAUGGGGAACCACGGUAGCAGCGGGCAGGCCAACGGGCACAACAGCCAGGCUAGCCAGGACGUAUCUUCCCAGCCCUUCUCCCAGGGGCCACUCACCCAGGGCUACAUCACCAUGAGUCAGCCCUCCCAGAUGAGCCAGCCUGGCCUCUCCCAGCCUGAACUUUCCCAGGACAGUUAUUUAGGUGACGAGUUCAAGUCCCAGAUCGACGUGGCUCUGUCGCAGGAUUCGACUUACCAGGGUGAACGUGCAUACCAACAUGGUGGAGUGACUGGACUGUCACAGUACUAGAGUGUUGUUGGAAGAGGAGCUAGGUUUGAGCUGAGCUUAGUUCAUCAGCAUUUUAAUCUGGGUAAUAAUAAAAACAAAAAAUGGAGACCUGUUUUCCUCUACAACUGAAGCACCAUCGUGUGAAAUCAACGGGAGAGAGAAACCAACCAAUCGCGCGAGAGAAAAAACGGAUGGCCAGGAAGAGGGAACGCGUAGGAGUGAGGGACCACUGCCGGCACAUGGGAACGAAAGCGAGAGGAAGACGGUGGCCAGUGGUCGAGCUGUCGUGAGGAAGACGAAACGAGGAACAACUCCCUCCCUCCACAACCCUUUUCCCACCUCACAUUCUAACCUCACACCUCUGUCUGAGAAAAUGACCAGUUAUCCAGAGGACCUUGCUCUUUGAUCAGCUAACCGAGAAAGAAAGACAAGUUCUCAAGCAACUUGGCUGGGGGAGCACUUUGCACUAACUCUCGAAAGCGGAUAACAAGAAAGUAGAGGGGGGAGGGUGUGGAACACUUCAAGCAGGCAACAUAGGAAAUCGUCACCUCAAUGUUGAUCACUUGCGGUGUUGAUCUCAGAUCUGAAAUCUCAUCAAAUGACCGCAAGAGGAACCGUCUCCAAGAGGAACCGUCUCCAAGAGGAACCGUCUCCAAGGGGAACCGUCUCCAAGGGGAACCGUCUCCAAGGGGAACAGUCUCCAAGGGGAACAGUCUCCAAGAGGAACAGUCUCCAAGAGGAACAGUCUCCAAGAGGAACAGUCUCCAAGAGGAACAGUCUCCAAGAGGAACAGUCUCCAAGAGGAACAGUCUCCAAGAGGAACAGUGGCAGUUCACAUCGUCGUUCAACUUUGAGUUGAAAAGUUUUCUCCGCUAAAGUCUGAUAAUAAAGAACUUUGAAUUGAAAUGCCUUUGAUGGCCUUCGGAACCAUUUGGCUUUUUCAACAGGUCUUUUCAGAAACAGGUGGUUAACUAGAAGUCUGGUGGAGUUGAGUGGCAUGGGGAUAUCAGAGGAAGGUUUCUGAAGUGGUGAGCUCUGGAUCCAAGAGAUCUUUAAUCAUGAGACUAUUUGUUUUUGAAGUACCUUAUUGCAGAGCGCAAAAGGCAAAACAUAUUUAAUAGAAAAAUGACCAGCAUUGAAGAAUUUUGACUCAAUAUUAUUUGAAGUUGUAGCAAAGGCUUUUUUGAUCUUUUGAAAGGGGGGGGGUGCAUGAGAUGUCGCCCGCUGUGCUGUUCAGCGGAUAAUAUUCUAUGUUUUAAAUGUUUUUAUGCUUAGAUUGGCAGCGGCUUUGAAUGAAUGCUUUACUUGGGGGAAUUCCUUGUGGAUGUAAGAUCCAUCUGCAUGAACACGGAGCUAUUAAUGGAAACUGAUUUCCACUAUAGUCUACACACUUUUGUGUUACUAUUGAAGUUGCAAGUGGCUAGGUGUGAAAUACGCUACAUGGACGAAAGUAUGUGGACACACCUUCAAAUGAGUGGAUUCGGGUAUUUCAGAUACACCCGUUGCUGACCGGUGUAUACAGUCGAGCACACAGCCAUGAAGUCUCCAUAGACAAACAUUGGCAGUAGAAUGGCCCGUACUGAAGAGCUCAGUGACUUUCAAAGUGGCAACGUCAUAGGAUAUCACUUUUCCAACAAGUCGGUUUCUGCCCUGCUAGAGCUGUCCGGGUCAACUUUAAGUGCUGGUAUUGUGAAGUGGAAAUGUCUAGGAGCAACAAUGGCUCACCCACGAUGUGGUAGGCCACACAAGCUCACAGAAUGGGACCGUAGCACGUAAUAAUCGCCUGUCCUCAGUUGCAACCCUCACUAUCGAGUUUCAAACUGCCUCUGGAAGCAACGUCAACACAAUAACUGUUCAUCGGGAGCUUCAUGAAAUGGCUUUCCUUGGCCGAGUAGCUACACACAAGCCGAAGAUCACCAUGCGCAAUGUUAAGCGUCGGUCGGAGUGGUGUAAAGCUCGCCACCAUUGGACUCUGGAGCAGUGGAAAUAUGUUUUCUGCAGUGAUAAAUCACGCUUCAUCAUCUGGCAGUCGGACGGAUGAAUCUGGGUUUGGUGGAUGCCAGGAGAACACUACCUGCCCGAAUGAAUAGUACCAACUGUAAAGUUUGGUGAAGGAGGAAUAAUUUGUCUGGAGUUAUUUUUCAUGGUUCGUGCUAGGCCCCUUAGUUCCAAUGAACGGAAAUAUUAACGCCACAGCAUACAAUGACAUUCUAGACGAUUCUGUGCUUCCAACUUUGUGGCAAAAGUUUUGGGAAAGCUCUUUCCUGUUUCAGCCUGCCAAUGCCCCCGUGCACAAAGUGAGGUCCAUACAGAAAUGGUUUGUCUUUUGGGAUGAAUUAGAACGCCAACUGCGAGCCAGGCCUAGUUGCCCGACCUCACUAAUGCUCUUGUGGCUGAAUGGAAGCAAGUCCCCGCAGCAAUGUUCCAACAUCUAGUGCUGUUAUAGCAGCAAAGGGGGGCCGACUCCAUAUUAUUGCCCAUGAUUUUGGAAGGAGAUGUUCGAUGUGCAGGUGUCCACAUACUUUUGGUCAUGUAGUGUAACAGUUAAGGAAUAGACUAGGAUGGUGGCUGGAAGAAGGAUAAGGCUUGAAGAUGCAUCCCCCGAAUCUGGUUAUUUAGUAUGGAGAGUCAAUUGGCAUUCAAAUUUGAAUGUGACUCUUCCCCUGUGAAAUGCAGUCGUGCGUACAGAAUGUUAGCUACAUGACUAGAAUUAAGUUGUCAAAUCUAAAGUAUUUGAAACCAUUUCGCACCAGUUACACACAAUCAGUAAAAUUACCACUGGUACUGAUUUUCAUACAAGGUGACAGUGAUUUAUCACAUUAAAAAGAAUGAAUGCAUCCGAAUCAGUACCCUUAAAUUCCUUUUGGUUAUUUGCAGGUAUAAAGAAGCACAAACAUGAAUGCAGGUGAAAGCAACCUAAGCCAGCAUAUACCAACUUCAUAGAAAGAAUCGCUGAAUGUGACCAGUCGGUUGUGACAUUGAAACCCACAGAGUCAUUACUUGAACCUGAGUCAAAGUGUUUCUGAAUGGUUACUGAAUGUACGAACUGGUUUAAGCCACCUUCCUUCUCUUAGGAGUUUCCACUAAACCAGGUUGGUAGAAUGGCCUUCCUUUUGUAACUUCUAUUUUAUGAGUGUUUUUACACUUUUGGCUUCCCUAUAGUUUGCCCAUCUGUUUGCUCCAAAUUCCUAUGGCUCCCAAACCCUCCAUUCUUACCCCUCUGUGAAUUGUAAUUUCCCCCCAUUAUUUUAUUUUUUGCAUGAUUUUCCUGCCAGGGGUGAGGUUGUGAACAGCAAAAUGACACUUAAACCACACUAUAUGGUUUAAUUUGUUAUCCGAUGACAAAAGGGGGAUUAAAUAAUGUUUUUUUUAAAGUUUUAAAUCAAUCAUUUAAAUAAACUGUCCAUGGGACUGUUUUAUAUUGAGGAAUCCAUGUCUAUUUGAGGAGUCCUCUAUCAGUUUUUAGGAAUGUCAUUUGGAUGCUUCGAGCACCAAAUUGAAGAAUGUAUUCAUUUUAGCUCACCACCUGCAUUGUCCUCUGCUGUGCAUUAAUUUUUCUUUGUCGUCACCUGACUUUGAAUAUGUCAAUCCAAAACACAUUGUAUGACAAUCUUGCUGUCAAAUAGCUAGUCAUGGUUGAAGAAAUGCUUACAAAUGGUCUUUUUUGAUCAACAUUAUGCAUUUUUCCAUGUUGAUUAUGUUACUUGUGUUUCACAUCAAGAAUUCCAGCAGGGAAUAUAGCAUUGCUCCUUAUACUUUUUACUAAGAUGGUGACAUUUAUACUUAUGUUGAAAUGAAAUACAGCAAUCCUGCUAUCAAAGUUUGUCAUCUGUUACAUGACCAGCACUGCUAACUAGAAAUGUAUUAAAAGUAUAUUACCAAACUAUACUGCAGGAAUCAAUGAAUAAGAACUAAAAAUGUUCCAGUAAUGGUAAUACGGUAAUGUAUGCCUUCCUUCUUCCCAGCAUUUGGAUUCUCACUAUGGAAAAACUGCACUGGAUCUGCAGGAAUUAGUAUUUUAGUUGCAGUGAUGAUUCCUCUCUUGUGAAACAGAAGCAAAGGUUGCUUGCAUGUCAAAGGGUUUGAGCAAUGAGAAAGUGAUUUUUCCAUUUAUUUGGCAUUUACAGAUUAUGAAACAUGUUGCACCUGAACUCUGCGCAAUAAUGGACAACAGGUCUUGUUAUACAGUUGAAGUCGGAAGUUUACAUGCACUUAGGUUGGAGUCAUUAAAACCAGUUUUUCAACCACUCCA